ACCUGUGGAAAAUGGCUCUCGAAAGUGCUGGUGGAUCCAUUAUAUCUAAGAUAGCAGAACUCAUGGUGGAACCAGUAGGAAGGCAGUUCCGUUACAUGUUCUGUUUCAACACUUUUGUUGAAGAAUUCAAAGAACGAAAGGAGAACCUUGCUUUAGCACUAGAUGGUCUGCAAGACGAUGUUGAAGCUGCUGAAAGGAAUGCUAAAGAAAUUUACGAAGAUGUCAAACAGUGGCUGGAAGAUGCAAACAACGAGAUUGAAGGUGCGAAGCCCUUGGAAAAUGAAAUAGGAAAAAAUGGCAAAUGCUUCACUUGGUGUCCAAACUGCAUGCGACAAUUCAAGUUAAGCAAGGCACUGGCCAAGAAGUCGGAGACUUUCAGAGAACUUGGAGAAAGUAGCGAAAAGUUUAAAACAGUGGCCCACAAAGCUCAUCCUCAGCCCAUAGAAUUUCUUCCAUCAAAGGAAUUCACGCCCUUAAAAUCGUCAGAAGAAGCUUUCGAACAGAUUAUGGAAGCUCUCAAAGAUGACAAAGUCAAUAUGAUCGGACUGUGCGGCAUGGGAGGGGUGGGUAAAACCACCCUGGCGAAAGAAGUAGGCAGGAGAGCCAAAGAGUUGCAGCUUUUUCCUGAAGUUUUGAUGGCUACGGUGUCCCAGAAUCCAAAUGUCACAGACAUCCAGGAUCGAAUGGCAGAUAAGUUAGGUCUGGAUAUUAAAGAAAAGAGUAGAGAAGGGAGAGCAGAUCGAUUAAGGCAUAUACUGAAGGAAGUGGAGAAGAUGCUUAUAAUCCUAGAUGAUGUUUGGAAAUAUAUUGACUUGAAAGAGAUAGGGAUCCCAUUUGGUGAUGAUCACAGGGGUUGUAAAAUUCUUCUAACAACACGUCUUCAAGCCAUAUGUUCUUCUAUGGAGUGCCAGCAAAAAGUGCUUUUAAGAGUCUUAACUGAAGAUGAAGCAUUGGUUUUAUUCAGAAUCAAAGCAGGUUUACGUGAUGGGGACUCUACCUUGAACACAGUGGCAAGGGAGGUUGCGAGAGAAUGCCAAGGCUUGCCUAUAGCACUUGUGACGGUGGGAAGGGCUCUAAGAGGUAAAUCUGAAGUUGAGUGGGAAGUAGCAUUUAGACAGCUAAAAAACUCUCAAUUUCUGGACAUGGAACACAUUGAUGAACAAAGAACUGCAUAUGCAUGUCUUAAGUUGAGCUAUGAUUAUUUGAAGAGCAAGGAAACCAAGUUAUGUUUCUUGAUAUGUUGUUUAUUUCCAGAAGAUUACAACAUUCCAAUCGAGGACUUGACGAGAUAUGCAGUUGGGUAUCUCAUUGAAGAUGCAAGGAAACGAGUUUCUGUGGCCAUCGAAAACCUCAAAGAUUGUUGCAUGCUGUUGGGCACUGAAACUGAAGAACAUGUGAGAAUGCAUGACUUGGUUCGUGAUGUUGCUAUUCGGAUAGCAUCAUCUAAAGAAUAUGGAUUCAUGGUAAAGGCAGGCAUUGGGUUGAAGGAGUGGCCAAUGAGCAAUAAAAGCUUCGAAGGUUGUACAACUAUUUCGUUAAUGGGCAAUAAACUAGCAGAACUUCCUGAAGGAUUGGUAUGUCCAAAGCUCGAAGUUCUAUUAUUAGAACUGGAUGAUGGUUUGAAUGUUCCUCAGAGGUUUUUUGAAGGGAUGAAAGAAAUUGAGGUUUUGUCUCUGAAGGGAGGGUGUUUGUCAUUGCAAUCACUUGAACUCUCAACGAAACUUCAAUCGUUGAUGUUGAUCACGUGUGGAUGCAAGGACCUCAUUUGGUUGAGAAAGCUGCAGAGACUUAAGAUUCUUGGUCUUAUGUGGUGCUUAUCCAUUGAAGAAUUACCUGAUGAAAUAGGAGAGCUCAAGGAGCUAAGGUUGUUGGAUGUGACAGGUUGUCGAAGGCUAAGAAGGAUCCCUGUGAAUUUGAUUGGAAGGUUGAAGAAGUUAGAAGAAUUGUUGAUCGGGAAAGACAGCUUUCAGGGAUGGGAUGUUGUUGGGACAAGCACAGGAGGAAUGAAUGCAAGCCUAAAAGAACUAAAUUCGUUGUCUCAUUUAGCCGUAUUAUCAUUGAGGAUACCGAAGGUUGAAUGCAUUCCCAGAGAUUUUGUUUUUCCAGUUAGGUUGCGCAAAUAUGAUAUAAUAUUAGGGUAUGGGUUUGUGGCAGGACGAUACCCAACCUCGACAAGAUUAAAUUUGGCUGGUACAUCCUUAAAUGCGAAGACAUUUGGGCAAUUGUUUUUACAUAAAUUAGAAUUUGUAAAAGUGAGGGAUUGUGGGGAUAUUUUCACUCUGUUUCCAGCAAAAUUGCUGCAAGUUUUGAAAAAUCUAAAGGAGGUGAUUGUUCACGGCUGUAAAUCAGUGGAAGAGGUAUUUGAAUUGGGUGAGGCUGAUGAAGGAAGCAGUGAGCAGAUGGAGCUGCCGUUUCUGUCAUCUUUAACAACGUUACAGCUGUCAUGUUUAUCUGAGCUCAAAUGCAUAUGGAAGGGGCCCACCAGAAAUGUCAGCCUCCAAAAUCUUAAUUUUCUGGCAGUUACGUUUCUCAACAAACUAACAUUUAUCUUCACAGCGUUCCUCGCUCAAAGUCUGUCAAAGCUAGAAAGUCUUUGCAUAACAGAUUGUCGUGAAUUGAAACAUAUUAUCAGAGAAGAGGAUGGUGAAAGGAAAAUAAUUCCAAAGUCUCCUUACUUCCCAAAAUUAAAAACUAUCAUCAUAGAAGAGUGUGGUAAACUGGAAUAUGUCUUCUCUGUCUCUGUGUCUCUAACUCUUCAAAGUCUACCACAACUGCAAACACUUGAGAUAAGAGAUUGUGGUGAAUUAAAGCAUAUUAUCAAAGAAGAGGAUGGUGAAAAGGAAAUAAUUCCAGAGUCUCCUUGCUUCCCACAAUUAAAAACUCUCCGUAUAUCUUACUGUGGUAAACUGGAAUAUUUCUUCCCUGUCUCCAUGUCUCUAACUCUUCCGAACCUGGAACAGAUGACGAUUUAUGAUGGUGACAAUUUAAAGCAAAUAUUUUACAGUGGAGAAGGAGAUGCACUCCCCAGAGAUGACAUCAUCAAGUUCCCUCGGCUAAGAGAAUUGUCUCUUCGGCUCAGAUCAAAUUACAGCUUUUUAAGUCCAAGGAAUUUUGAUGCUCAAUUGCCUUUGCAAGAAUUAACCAUUGAAGGCCACGAAGAAGUGGGUAAUUGGUUGGCACAGCUACAACAAAACGGCUUCGUACAAAGAUUAGAAUUUGUACAUGUGGACAAAUGUGGGGAUGUUCGCGCUCCGUUUCCAGCAAAAUUGCUGCGAGCUCUGAAAAAUCUAAAGGAGUUGACUGUUCGCCGCUGUAAAUCAUUGGAAGAGGUAUUUGAAUUGGGUGAGCCUUAUGAAGGAAGCACUGAGGAGAAGGAGAUGCCGCUGCUGUCAUCUUUAAUACUGUCAGAGUUACCUGAGCUCAAAUGUAUAUGGAAGGGGCCCACCAGACAUGUCAGCCUCCAAAGUCUUGCUCGUCUGUUUUUGACUUCUCUCGACAAACUGAUAUUUAUCUUCACACCGUCUCUCGCUCAAAGUCUGCCAAAGCUACAAGACCUUCACAUAAGUAAAUGCAGUGAAUUGAAGCAUAUUAUCAGAAAAGAGGAUGGUGAAAGGGAGAUAAUUCCAGAGUCUCCUUGCUUUCCAAAAUUAGAAGCUCUCUUCAUACAAGACUGUGGUAAACUGGAAUAUGUCCUCCCUGUCUCUGUGUCUCCAAGCCUUCUGAACCUGGAAGAGAUGGGGAUUUUUAAUGCUCAUAAUUUAAAGCAAAUAUUUUACAGUGGAGAAGGAGAUGCACUCACCAGAGAUGCCAUCAUCAAGUUCCCUCAACUAAGAGAAUUGUCUCUUUCAAAUUGCAGCUUCUUUGGUCCAAAGAAUUUUGCUGCCCAAUUGCCUUCCUUGCAAAUUCUAGAAAUUGAUGGCCACAAAGAAUUGGGAAAUUUGUUUGCACAGCUCCAAGGGUUGACAAAUUUUAAGAAAUUACACUUGCGCUUCCUGCUGGUGCCUGACAUUAGGUGUAUAUGGAAGGGUCUCGAGUUGAGCAAAUUGACUACUUUGGAGGUGGUUGAGUGUAAGAGACUGACACAUGUAUUCACAUGCAGUAUGAUUGUCAGUCUAGUUCAACUAAAAGUCCUAAAGAUAUUGUCCUGUGAGGAAUUGGAACAAAUCAUUGCUAAGGAUGAUGAUGAAAACGACCAGAUAUUGUUAGGUGAUCAUCUCCGAUCUUUAUGCUUUCCCAAAUUACGUCAAAUUGAGAUUAGAGAAUGCAACAAGUUGAAGAGCCUCUUCCCAGUAGCCAUGGCUUCAGGUCUCCCAAAUCUCCGAAUACUUAGAGUAACAAAAUCCUCUCAUUUAUUGGGAGUAUUUGGGCAGGAAGAUCAUGUUUCACUUGUCAACGUUGAGAAGGAGAUGGUGCUCCCUAAUCUAAAGAAGCUGUCGCUAAAACAAUUACCAAGUAUUGUCUGCUUCAGUUUCGGAUGCUGUGAUUUCUUAUUCCCUCGUUUGAAGAAGUUGAAGGUGUAUGAAUGCUCAAAGUUGACCACAAAAUUUGCUAUUACACCAGAUGGUUCAAUGAGUGCUCAAUCAGAGGUAUCUGAAGUAGCUGAAGAUUCAAGCAUUAAUAGAGAGUGGACCAGAAAUAAUGGGUGGAAAGAAGAAGAAGAAGAAGAAGAAGAAGAAGAAGAAGAUGAUGAUGAUGAUGAUGGGUCAGAAUAGGAAGGGGAAGAGGAAGAUGGUGGUGAUGAUGAUUGCUAGUCUAAUAAUUCUUUCUUGCCCAAGCCAGGUGAUAUAGCUGCAAUUAUUUAUCCUCUCCUUUACCCUCAAAUUUUAAUGGUUGAGUUAAAUCAUGGAUUGUCUUUUUUCUUCAUGUUUGCAUCAGGCAAGGUUGGUUAGCUGUUACAUGAUUUCAAGGUUGGUGCUGCGAAUAUGUUUUAGAUUGGUGGGAAGUAAUUCCAACUGUUUCAUUGGCAAUGUAACAGUCUUAUUUACCAUAGAAGAUUUUGACUUAUCUAUCUAUAUGUUUGUUGAAGAAGUUAGAAGUAAUGUAAUGUUGUGUGUGUAGUCAUUAUCGUACAAGCCUCCAGAAGUAAGGGCGUAUGUUUGCUUGAUGCUGAACUCUUUGUUUGAUCUUCUGUUUCUAAUGCAUAAUGCAUUAUUAAAAAUGUCAUUUUAUGAGCAUCUGAAUAUGUUUGGGCAUUCAAAUCUCAAGAUGACUGAGACUUGAUGCUGAACUCUUUGUUCAAAAGUUUGAUACUGAUAUCAUGUUUUCCUAGCAGAGCAAUCUUAUGUUGAAUGGUUUUUUCGAGCA
Messenger RNA from Populus trichocarpa (black cottonwood), 5304 nucleotides. Its product is annotated as probable disease resistance protein At1g12290. The record is from RefSeq and is a predicted model, not a curated record. Gene Ontology annotation, molecular function: ATP hydrolysis activity; ADP binding. Bases 12 to 4712 code for a protein of 1566 amino acids. NCBI's taxonomy places the organism in Eukaryota, Viridiplantae, Streptophyta, Magnoliopsida, Malpighiales, Salicaceae. The transcript is spliced from 4 exons.